This is a messenger RNA of Frankliniella occidentalis (western flower thrips), 1244 nucleotides long. RefSeq names its product RNA polymerase II-associated protein 1-like. Lineage: Eukaryota; Metazoa; Arthropoda; Insecta; Thysanoptera; Thripidae. Gene Ontology annotation, cellular component: nucleus. Gene Ontology annotation, biological process: transcription by RNA polymerase II. The record is from RefSeq and is a predicted model, not a curated record.
CUAAUUUGAAUCACUCUCUUGAAGGUAGUGGUGACAUACCACAGAAUAUUCCAGUAAGAAGUACAGCCAGUCUAGAUGAGUUAACAUCACAAAAAAACAAUUCGUUUGGAAAUGACACAGUACCAACGCCUUCUUGGAUCAGCAAUCCAAACUCUGGAAUUGGAACAAUGCCAUUGCUUGCAACAACAACAAGCAAUAGUGAUGCUAGUGCCGCAAAUCCAGGUCCGGUCAAGAAAAAGAGCUUGUUUGCCAUGCGAAUGGAAAAGUCUCGUAACAUUGAGAAAAUUGCAGAAUCGCCCAUAGCAAAGGGUGACAUGUCAAAAAGUCAAAGUAAAUUUGGAGAACACAGCUACAUUGUUUCUGGCAAAGAGGCUGCAGAAAUUCAUAAACAGAAUGUAGCACAGCUAGAAAAGUUAUCUGUUCAGGAAAUUGAAGAAGAGAGGCAGAAACUCAUGUCACAACUAGGAUCAAGCACGAUUAAAUUUCUUCAAGAAAGGAGAAGAGCAAAUCAGAACUUGGUUUCUGACACUGAUCACAUUAAAUUAGCUAAGAGCAUUGCUAUGAAAUCAACCUCACAAACUGCUAUCAAAUUAUCAGUUCAUGAUGAUACUGCGUCACCAUCCUCUGAGCCACAGACAAAUUUCACAAAGCAAACUGCAAAAGCAGGUGAAAGAAAAAAGGUAUUCUCAAACUCUCUUACCUCUCAACAAAAUAAGAGUGAUACAAAGCCAGAAGAGGAAGAUUUACUAGCUACUCUACCCAUAAAUCCAAAUGAAGCCAAACAAUGGCUGCACAUGGAUGUUUUGGAAAAAGAUAAGUUUGAAUGGAUGAGAGAUCUACCACCUGUCAAAGCAGAUCCUGGACCUGAGGAGCCAUAUUCUGCACGAUUUGAUUUUGAAGGUUUACUUUUACCAUACAAUGAUGAAAAGUUGGAUGUUAAUAGAGGUUUACACCACCAUGGAGAUGAGCCUGAAAGGCCUGGAUAUACGCUUCAAGAGUUAAUGCAGUUAAGUCGAAGUUCUGUUCAACAGCAGCGUAUAAUGGGUCUUAACACUAUAGGCAAUAUUCUUCUUAAGGCCAAACUUGGAAUCUAUGACAAUGUUCUCCAACAAAAUAUUCUAAAAGAAUUACUAGAUGCAGGAAUAUUCCUUUUACUUCGCUUUUCAAUGGAUGACUUAAGUCCUGCUGUUGUUUUCACCGCAUUAUCAGCAAUGAGAAAUCUGUUGUUUAGUGAGCCUGAUGAG